UCACCGCGUGUGCUGCCUUGCCGCAUCGCUGCCCCCUUUCUAAAGUCCGCCAGAGAGACGUACGCUUGUCUGGGAUGUCUCCUCAAGUUGCUUUUUUUCGACAGAAACGCCCAUUUUCGCCGAUCCGCGAUCGUCCGCGUUUUGCGCCAUGAGAGAGGGAGUCUGAUUGAUGAUGAUAGUGCAGUGAAGUGAUAAAGUAGGUGUGCAGGAAGGUUGGCGGGGAAGUGGCCUCAAUAAGCCUUGGACUGGGGUGGGAGUGGACGUUGUAGUCGGGCCGUGGCUCAAAGGCGCAUCUUCGCUUAUGUCCACCGACACCUGGAGCAGCAUUUCCUUGGACAACUCAAUGCUGAAUGCUCGUGGCUCCUUGUUUCGUUCCUGUGCCUCCCUCUACUCGCCGGUGCGACGACCUUGGGCGAUCAUGGCAUCAUCGUGAUGUGAGAGCAUGCACACUGGCCUUUUGUCCAUCCAUUGAGUGCACAUCAUGGUCUCAUCAAUCAGGCUGAUGUAGUGUCGCCCUUGGCCAGUGUGGCUUUCAUUGCUGCGGGGAGUCCACGGCGGUUGACACUGACAGUCCCACACGCUCCAAAUCCCAGAUCACGAGUUCGAGCACUACAUCGCGUGGGUUAGCCAUUUCCCCCAAGCGAGUGACUCAUCCUUUCCCUGUGAAGAAAUUUCAUGAUGAGGGAGAAACGGUCUCGACUCAGGACCUGUUUUGGUGGAAUUAGUGAAACUAUGUAGUCCUCUGUAUGGUAGUAUAAUCAUGUAUGUUGUGUACAAUAUGUGUUUUUUAUAGUAUGUGGAGUAUGGAUGUAGGCAAUUUUAUGUAUUACUUAUUAUUAUACAUACUUUGCUGCAUGCUUCACUGGAGUAAGGCCAUGUUGUCACCCAGUGGUCUUCAAUUGUUGGCAAAUUGACCAGGCCCAUUAUGAUGAUGAGGGCGAUGAACUUCUGCAGCUCCUCUCUGGUGAAUGGCUCUCGUAACCAACCGUGGACUCUCGACCGAGGAGGGAGGUUGUG
Molecule: messenger RNA, 1017 nt
Organism: Geodia barretti
Lineage: Eukaryota; Metazoa; Porifera; Demospongiae; Tetractinellida; Geodiidae
Source: the annotation of a GenBank genome assembly